Scheffersomyces coipomensis is the source of this 921-nucleotide messenger RNA. It is a transcript of the gene PPH3, whose product is annotated as phosphoprotein phosphatase PP4 catalytic subunit. Bases 1 to 921 code for a protein of 306 amino acids. The transcript has 2 exons. The record is from RefSeq and is a predicted model, not a curated record. Lineage: Eukaryota; Fungi; Ascomycota; Pichiomycetes; Serinales; Debaryomycetaceae. Gene Ontology annotation, biological process: double-strand break repair via homologous recombination. Gene Ontology annotation, cellular component: cytoplasm; nucleus. Gene Ontology annotation, molecular function: protein serine/threonine phosphatase activity.
AUGUUAAAUCUAGAUGAGACUAUUGAGAAGAUCAAACUAUGCAAACAUAUCCCGGAGGAAGAUGUCGAAGAAUUGUGUACCAAAGUAAUUGAACUAUUGAUUGAAGAAGCCAAUAUACAGCAUGUGGAUACUCCUGUGACGAUCUGUGGGGAUAUUCAUGGACAAUUACAUGAUUUAUUAACUUUGUUUAAAACAGGUGGAGAAUGUCCAACAACUCAAUAUUUAUUCUUAGGAGAUUUUGUUGAUCGAGGGUUUUAUUCAUUAGAAAGUUUUUUAUUAUUAAUGAGUUUGAAAGUUCGUUAUCCUGAUCGUAUUACUUUGAUUAGAGGUAAUCAUGAAUCAAGACAAAUCACUACUGUAUAUGGAUUUUAUGAUGAAUGUGUUCGAAAAUAUGGAUCAGUAAAUGUGUGGCGAUAUUGUUGUGAAGUAUUUGAUUAUUUAUCAUUAGGAGCUAUAGUAGGUGGUAAAGGGGGAGUAUUUUGUAUUCAUGGAGGUUUAAGUCCUGAUAUUGAAUCAAUUGAUCAAAUUCGAAUUUUAGAUCGAAAACAAGAAGUACCUCAUGAAGGUGGAAUGUGUGAUUUAUUAUGGUCCGAUCCUGAAGAAGUUAGUGGAUGGGCUAUAAGUCCAAGAGGAGCCGGAUUUUUAUUUGGUGAGAAUGAAGUUAAUAGUUUUUUACAUACUAAUAAUAUCUCGUUAAUUGCUAGAGCUCAUCAAUUGGUGAUGGAAGGUUAUAAAGAAAUGUUUAAUCAAGGAUUAGUUACCGUUUGGUCAGCCCCUAAUUAUUGUUAUCGAUGUGGAAAUAUAGCAUCGGUAUUAACUAUUGAUGAUAAUUUAAAUCGAGAUUAUAAAGUGUUCGAAGCGGCAACUCAAGAUGUUAGUUCUAUACCGUCUAAAAAGCCAGCUAUAGAGUAUUUUAUUUAG